AUGUAUGUAUGUAAAAGAACACCAACGACUCACACACCAAGAAAGGAGACCAACGACUCACACACCAAGAAAGGAGACCAACGACGCACAAACCAGGAAAGAAGACCAACGACGCACACACCAAAAAAGAACACCAACGACUCACCCACCAAGAAAGGAGACCAACGACUCACACACCAAGAAAGGAGACCAACGACGCACAAACCAGGAAAGAAGACCAACGACGAACACACCAAGAAAGAAGACCAACGACGAACACACCAAGAAAGGAGACCAACGACGCACACACCAGGAAAGGAGACCAACGAUGCACACACCAGGAAAGGAGACCAACGACGCACACACCAAGAAAGGAGACCAACGACGCACACACGAGGGAAGGAGACCAACGACGUACACACGAGGGAAGGAGACCAACGACGUACACACGAGGAAGGAGACCAACGACGCACACACGAGGGAAGGAGACCAAUGAGGCACACACCAGGAAAGGAGACCAACGACGCACACACCAAGAAAGAACACCAACGACGCACACACCAAAAGAAGACCAACGACGCACACACCAAGAAAGGAGAACAACGACUCACACACCAAGAAAGGAGACCAACGACUCACACACCAAGAAAGGAGACCAACGACGCACACACCAGGAAUGAAGACCAACGACGCACACACCAAGAAAGAGACCAACGACUCAACACACACCACAGAAAGGAGACCAACGACGACACACACCAGGAAGAAGACCAACGACGCACACACCAAGAAAGGAGACCAACGACUCACACACCAGGAAAGGAGACCAACGACGCACACACCAAGAAAGGAGACCAACGACGCACACACCAGGAAAGGAGACCAACGACGCACACACCAGGAAUGAAGACCAACGACGCACACACCAAGAAAGGAGACCAACGACUCACACACCAGGAAAGGAGACCAACGACGCACACACCAGGAAAGGAGACGACCAACGACGCACCACACCAGGAAAGGAGACCAACGACUCACACACCAGGAAAGGAGACCAACGACGCACACACCAAGAAAGGAGACCAACGACGCACACACCGUGAAAGGAGACCAAUGAUGCAUACAUCAGGAAGGAAGACCAACGAUUCAGUAUGGUGUAACUUCUGUUUCAUGUCGUUAUACACUCGGUAA
Haliotis rubra (blacklip abalone) is the source of this 1170-nucleotide messenger RNA. RefSeq names its product serine/arginine repetitive matrix protein 5-like. NCBI's taxonomy places the organism in Eukaryota, Metazoa, Mollusca, Gastropoda, Lepetellida, Haliotidae. The transcript has a single exon. The record is from RefSeq and is a predicted model, not a curated record. The coding region runs from base 1 to 1170 and encodes 389 amino acids.